Psylliodes chrysocephalus is the source of this 321-nucleotide messenger RNA. NCBI's taxonomy places the organism in Eukaryota, Metazoa, Arthropoda, Insecta, Coleoptera, Chrysomelidae. The record is from the annotation of a GenBank genome assembly.
AUGAGUAAUCGAACACUUCGCAAGAUUUUACACCAAGACCUUGACUUUCACCCCUAUACUUUCAUGGUAGGAACUAAACCAUUGCGACCGAUAUUGAAGCGUUAUUGUUGUGCAGCGACAACGCUUCGUAACGGUUUAGUUCCUAAACGUGACACAAUCAACAGGUGGGUACAUAAUUUUAAAACGACGGCAUCAGCAAUUAAUCCAAGACCUAAAAGUCGUCCCCGAAGUGUAAGGACACCAGCUUCCGUAGAAAAGGUGAGACAAGCAGUAACUCAAAGUCCGCAGCGUUCUGUCCGAAAACGGGCUGCAGCAGUAUGA